AUGCAAUGUUCCACCUCACUCAGCGAAGCACUGAACUCAACAACAUUUCAGUUCCUCGUGGGUUCGGAGCGGAAGGCAUUCAAUGUCCAUUCAAUGCUGGUUGUCCAACUCUCCCCCGUCUUUGCCGCCCUGAUCAACGGGAAAAUGGUCGAGAGUAUCGAACGACGGGCCGUGCUGGAUGAUAUCGACCAAGAGACCUUUUUGCGCUUUUGCGAGUAUGCCUACAAAGGGGAUUUCUCGGUCCCUCCCCCUACGACUGUGGUCCGACAGAAGCUCUCGUCGUCAAUGCCAUUGGAGACGAUCAACGACAAGUUCACUCCAGACCAUCAGGAACACCUCUCUACUGGUGCACAAGUCGGAAAAGAGGACGGCAGCGGCGAAGGAGACGAAGGGCUAAUAACGCUGGCGAAAGACCUUCGGCCACCGGUCCACCAUAACCACUGCAAACCAGCGUGGAAGCAACGGAUUUAUCGACCCGUUUCGUGGCUGAGAGGGGCUAGAGUGCAUCGUGAUUCUGGACUCCAUGCGACAGACCCCCAGAUCAAUAUUCCCGUCACCUCCAAUAUCCCAGAGCCAGGCUCAAAGCUGGCCAUGGACUGGGCCAGGUUCUGCAGCGUCGCCUCAGACUGGAAAGGCCCAAUCUUCCACCCAUACAGGAAUUGCCCCCCCUCGGAAAGUCUGACGGAGACCCUCCUGUCCCAGGCAAGACUGUACGUCUUCGCCGACCGGUACGUCGUUGAAUCCCUGAAGGCGCUGGUCUUGUACAAGAUGCGCCGCACCUUGGCCUCGCUCAAACUGUUUUUCGAGCGGGUUCCAGAAGUUUUCGGACUCGUUCAGUACGUCUACGAAAACACCAGAGAAGGCGACGACCUCAGGUUGUUACUGACGCAAUUUGCCGCCUGCGUCAUCCCGGUGCUUCUGCAGCACCCCGACUGGGACCGCUUUAUUCGUGAGCAGCGCACCUUUACCUGGGAUUUGUUGCAACAUUUGAGGGAGAGUGUGGAGGCAGUUGACUGCCAGGAAAGGGGCCUCAUUACAUAA
Fonsecaea multimorphosa CBS 102226 is the source of this 1041-nucleotide messenger RNA. RefSeq lists its product as uncharacterized. The coding region runs from base 1 to 1041 and encodes 346 amino acids. Gene Ontology annotation, molecular function: protein binding. The transcript has 2 exons. Lineage: Eukaryota; Fungi; Ascomycota; Eurotiomycetes; Chaetothyriales; Herpotrichiellaceae. The record is from RefSeq and is a predicted model, not a curated record.